AUGAACUCACUAAUUGUUGACAGUGGCAACAAAUACAUUGAUGAUUUCAUCAAAGAACAAUUUACAAAAGAAAGUGUGUAUAGUGAAUUUUUAGAAUGGGUUCCAUAUGAUAAUUUAACAAAUUUAGAAUUUAUUGGGAAGGGUGGUUUUAGCGAGAUUUAUAGAGUAACUUGGGAAAAAAAUUCUAUAAAUUAUGGAGAAAUUUUUGAAACAAAAAAAUCUGAAGUUUCUUUGAAAGUCCUAAAUGAUUCCCAGAAUGUGGAUUCAGAAUUUAUUAAAGAGUUAAAAUAUACAUAUCAGCUCGGAGGAUUUAAUGUUAUUGAGUAA
Molecule: messenger RNA, 327 nt
Organism: Diversispora eburnea
Lineage: Eukaryota; Fungi; Glomeromycota; Glomeromycetes; Diversisporales; Diversisporaceae
Source: the annotation of a GenBank genome assembly